AUGAUAACCUCUAGUUUGAAGAACGUGGUUGUAGUAGGAGGGUCGUAUGUCGGUUUGAGUGCAGCGCAACAACUAGCAGCGGCUUUACCGUCUACGCACCGUGUGCUCCUGAUCGAACCUCAUAGUCACUUUCACCACCUGUUCGCUUUUCCUCGGUUCGCGGUGGUUCCUGAGCACGAGCACAAGGCGUUCAUUCCGUACUCGCAUGCGUUCAAGCAACCGAAUAUCCCCAACCCGGACUUGCAUCACUUCAUCAAGGCCAAGGUCUUAUCGGUCUAUCCCUAUCACCUCGAGCUCGACCGCGAAUGGAAGGGCACCAAACGGGUCGACUUUGAUCACCUCGUCCUGGCCACGGGGACCAAACUCCCCUCGCCUGGGUCGAUGCAGUCGGACGAAAAGAAGGAAUCUAUCGGGUACUUCAAGACUUACCAAGCCGGCGUUCAAAGGGCUGAUAGGAUUGUCAUCAUCGGUGGAGGAGCUGUAGGCGUCCAAAUGGCUACGGAUCUCAAAGAGGUCUACCCGGAAAAAACCGUGACGCUGGUCCAGUCCAGAAAGACGGUCAUGCCCAAGUAUCAUCCCAAGUUGCACGAGAUCAUCAAGCAGCGAUUCGACGUCCUCGGGGUCGAUCUCAUCACGGAGAACAGGGUCAUCGUACCCUCAGACGGGUUCCCGCUGGACGGAUCCAAUUUCGAUGUCGAGCUCAGGGACGGGCGAAAGAUACCCGCUCAACUGGUCAUCCUCGCCACCGGUCAGAUCGCCAAUAAUCAGCUCUUGCACUCGCUUCAGCCCUCCACGGACGAGGUCUUGGUGAAUCCAACGAACGGGUUCAUCCGAGUCAAACCAACGCUACAAUUCAAGGACCCUGUUUAUGGUCAUAUGUACGCUCUCGGUGAUAUCGCCGAUACGGGCGCACACAAGGCGGCGAGACCGGGCAUCGCGCAGGCGGGUGUCGUCACCAAAAACAUCUUGAGCGCGAUCGAAGGCAAGGAGGGCGAGAGUGAGAUCGAGAUCGGACCUGCGGGGAUUCAUAUGAGUCUGGGACUGACGGAGAACCUAGUCUUCCGAAAUCCAGCCAAUGAAGGCGAAGAUCCCGUAGUCAUCAUGCGCACCGACGGAUCAAGGGACAUGAACAUCGAAAGCGUGUGGACAAGACGAGGCGUUAUUGUCAACGGCAUCGAAGAUUAUCACUUGUAA
This is a messenger RNA of Filobasidium floriforme, 1194 nucleotides long. Its product is annotated as putative oxidoreductase. Gene Ontology annotation, molecular function: flavin adenine dinucleotide binding; electron-transferring-flavoprotein dehydrogenase activity. The transcript has 5 exons. The record is from RefSeq and is a predicted model, not a curated record. Lineage: Eukaryota; Fungi; Basidiomycota; Tremellomycetes; Filobasidiales; Filobasidiaceae. Gene Ontology annotation, cellular component: cytoplasm. The coding region runs from base 1 to 1194 and encodes 397 amino acids.